UUUGUGAGAGCUUUUAUCUCGGUGGACCUCGAAAGAUGAGUAGACGGGCAGCGCCCGCCUGGAACUCCGUCGUCUUCGGUUCGGCGUUCGACCCGCAGUCGGCAGCCACUUGAGGCGUGUAAGUGAAAUUGCAAGGGCCUAGCAUUAUCCUCUCUUGUUGUCUCUUCCUCCAAGAGAGACUUUGCUAUUAUAUUCAGAUAAAGCCAUCGUGGAACCGGCAUAGAAACGCGACGUGAACGCGCCUUCACCCAAAUAUUCCUCCUCCCCAUCCUGCCCCCUCUCUCCUUCUCCCCAUCCUGCUCCUCCUCCCUCCUCCUUGGAGACUACCUAGCCCUCUCCUCAUCCAUACCAUUCGCUCCGUCCUCCACACCUAACGACUCCCUAGCCAUGAUCGAGAAACCGCCCAUCCGGAUCGGAAACGUCUCGGGCGCGACGGGCGACCACCCCCACGCUAUGGCGCGCAUGGUCCGCUCCGGCAACGUCCACGUCGUCACGGGCGACUGGCUCUCCGAGAUGAACAUCGCCUGGAACGCCAUCACCCGGCGCGACGUCGACCCGGGCCUCGGCUACGAGGUCGGCUUCUACGAGCAGCUCGAGGCGUGCCUCGACGACGUCAUGGCCCGGGGGAUCCGCGUCGUCACCAACGCCGGCGCCCUCAACACCGCCGCCCUAUUCGACAAGGUCAGGAAGCUCUGCGAGUCCAGAGGCUACCCAGCGGGCUCCGUCGCCGCCGUCCUCGGGGACGACGUUUCCGGCCUGUUGCAGCGGGAUCGGUCGUCGACGAGGCGGCGAAGAUAUGACGACGAUGACGACGACGACAGCCUGACAUUCCCGCACCUUGACCACCCGCACACGACGCUCGACGACUGGGAAUUUGAGCCCUGCUGUGGCAACGCCUACAUUGGGUGCUGGGGCAUCGUCGAGGCCCUAAGGGCGGGUGCGCGCAUCGUCGUCUGUGGGCGGUGCACCGAUGCGUCGCCCGUCAUGGGAGCCGCGGCGUGGUACUACGGCUGGCGCGAGAACCAGCACCAGGAGCUCGCUGGCGCGCUGCUGGCGGCGCACCUCAUCGAGUGCGGGCCCUACGUCGUCGGCGCCAACUUCUCCGGCUUCAAGGACUUCCUCCCGGAGCUGGUCGACCUCGCGUUUCCCGUCGCCGAGAUUGGCCGCGACGGGGGCUGCGUCAUCGGCAAGACGGCCGAGGGCGGCGGGCGUGUCACUCGGCAUACGGUCACGGCGCAGCUUCUGUACGAGCUACAGGGCCAUCUGUACCUCAACCCGGACGUGGUGGCGGACCUGUCGCACGUCCGUGUCGAGGAGCAACAUGAUGGCUCCGGGGAGGAUCGAGUCCGCGUAUGGGGCGUGAAGGGUCUGCCGCCGCCGCCCACGACAAAGGUCAUGUUCGCCGCCGAGGGCGGGUACCAGGCCGAGGCGACGUUCUACAUCAACGGCCUCGACGUGGAGGAGAAGGUGGCCAUGAUGAAGAACCAGCUGGCCCACCUCUUCAGGGACAGCAACUUCAGCCGGCUCAGCAUCGAGCAGUACGGCACGCCGACGCGGAACCCAAGCUCCCAACAGGCCGGCACCGUGCAGCUUCGGGUGUUCGCGCAGGCAAGGAAGAAGGAGGACAUCGCGGCCGUCAAGUUCAAAGUGCCCAUCUACGCCGUGCGGAUGCAGAGCUACCCCGGCUACCACAUGUCGCUGGACUUCCGGACCAUGGACCCGAAACGGUUCAUGGAGAUCUUCCCGGCUCUGAUGCCUCAGUCGGCCAUCGAUCACCGUGUGCUCUUGGGUACCGGUGAGCUGGUACACAUCCAGCCGCCGAGCAACACAGCCACGUACAAGGUCGCUCGACCGUCCUCCGACACGGCGGACCCGGUCGACCUGGUAUCGCUGGGUCCGACCGAGUUCGCGCCGCUAGGCAGCAUCGUCCAUGCGCGGUCCGGCGACAAGGCUGACAACUCCAACGUCGGUUUCUUCGUUCGCCACGAGGACGAGUUCCCCUGGCUGCGGACGCUGUUGUCGGUCUCUCGACUGAAACAGCUGCUGGGCGACGACUGGUACAAAAGCAAUCCGGAUCGGAGGGUGGAACGGGUUGAGUUCCCUGGCAUCAACGCAGUGCACUUCCGCAUCCUCGAUAACUUGAAUGGAGGCAUCGCGUCUUCAGAUCGAAUAGACGGUCUCGGUAAGGGAAUUGCAGAGUACCUACGGAGCCGGUACGUCGAGGUACCGAGGGUCUUUCUCCAGAGAGGGCGGAUAUGAUGGAUAUAUAAUAGGCAAUGUAGAUUUGUUCAGUUAUAAGUAAUACCGUUUCGUU
Colletotrichum destructivum is the source of this 2314-nucleotide messenger RNA. RefSeq names its product Putative acyclic terpene utilization. The record is from RefSeq and is a predicted model, not a curated record. The coding region runs from base 388 to 2259 and encodes 623 amino acids. Lineage: Eukaryota; Fungi; Ascomycota; Sordariomycetes; Glomerellales; Glomerellaceae. The transcript is spliced from 2 exons.